Messenger RNA from Gloeophyllum trabeum ATCC 11539, 636 nucleotides. RefSeq names its product 3-hydroxyanthranilic acid dioxygenase. Gene Ontology annotation, biological process: 'de novo' NAD+ biosynthetic process from L-tryptophan; quinolinate metabolic process. NCBI's taxonomy places the organism in Eukaryota, Fungi, Basidiomycota, Agaricomycetes, Gloeophyllales, Gloeophyllaceae. Gene Ontology annotation, cellular component: cytoplasm. The record is from RefSeq and is a predicted model, not a curated record. Bases 5 to 526 code for a protein of 173 amino acids. Gene Ontology annotation, molecular function: 3-hydroxyanthranilate 3,4-dioxygenase activity; iron ion binding. The transcript is spliced from 4 exons.
CAGAAUGCUCGCCCCGCCGCUGAACCUGCCCAAAUGGCUGGCGGAGAACGGCCACCUGCUGAAGCCGCCGGUGAACAACUAUUGCAUCUACGCGGGCAAGGACCAUAUAGUGAUGGCGGUGGGCGGCCCGAACGAGCGGAAUGAUUAUCAUGUUAACGAGACCGAGGAAUGGUUCUACCAGUACAAAGGCGGGAUGCUCCUGCGCGUGGUGGACGGGGACGAGUUCAAGGACAUACGGAUCGGGGAGGGGGAGAUGUUCUUGCUGCCCGCGAACACGCCGCACAACCCGGUGCGCUUCGCGGACACGGUGGGCAUCGUGGUCGAGCGCGUGCGGCCCGCGGACGCCGUCGACCGCCUGCGGUGGUACUGCCGGGCGGGGCAGCACCGCACGCCGACGAUCAUCCGCGAGGAGGCGCUGCACGUCACGGACCUGGGGACGCAGCUGAAGCCGCUGAUCCAGCGCUGGCAGGCCGACGCCGAGUACAGGCGCUGUGCGCAGUGCGGGGCCGUCGCCGAGCCCAAGUAAUUUGUGUAUGUUUAUUUUAUGUAUCGCUACGCUAUGGAUUGGGCGAUAAGCGUAGCUGUGGCUGUUCAUUACAUCGUGUCUGCCGGCGCCCGAUGCAGCUCGGGUCCGAC